Molecule: messenger RNA, 5118 nt
Organism: Ictalurus punctatus (channel catfish)
Lineage: Eukaryota; Metazoa; Chordata; Actinopteri; Siluriformes; Ictaluridae
Gene: opn6a
Product: opsin 6, group member a
Exons: 6
Coding region: 3776-5029 (417 amino acids)
Biological process (GO): G protein-coupled receptor signaling pathway
Cellular component (GO): membrane
Molecular function (GO): G protein-coupled receptor activity
Source: RefSeq, a predicted model, not a curated record
CACGGUAUUCUUCAUGUGGUGUGUUUGCCAUUGUCAAAAUCUCACAGAAGGAAGGCUCUUGUCUUCACCUCCAAGAGGCAAAUGGCCACAACCUGUCUGCUGCUCAGAACGGAAAGGAUUAGCUAAAGGUCUAAUCCUCACAUGAGCCAAGAACACACAGACAAUACGCUGUCUUUCACUGUAACACUGUGAGCAAAUGUAGAUAUUUAACAUAGUAGAAUUUUCUCUGGUAUGAGAGAUUAUAAUGUUCUAACAGACUCCUCUAUGUAUUACAAAUCUGAUCAAUAUCAAUCUGACAUUUUAGAACUAAUUCAGAUCUGAUAACAUAGUUUCAGUGCUUCUCUUGUAUAUCUCUAGUUAGUGUUUUCUUGCUCGAAUGCACCAAUUGUAAACUUAUGAUGGGCUUGAUAGUGAGCAGAAUUGGGGAAAUUCUAAAGCACAAUGCAAUAAAUAAGGCUCACUCCAUAAAACUGACAUGAGGAAAAAAUUCAAGAAAAAGGAAUUUUAAAGAACAUGCCCACUCAUGCUGACAUUACCAUCAGACAUAAUGGCAUAUGGGUCAAAAGAGAACAUCUCCACUCACAUGAGUUAUGGCGCUUCACAUUUAAUGUCUGGCACAUGUAACAAGGACAAAAAAAAAAAAAAGAAGAAAUAUCAAUAAAAAAAACAUCUGAGAUGCCAAUAAAUAAGUUACAGAGGUUGAAAGUAAUCAACAAUUUAGACCAAGCUCUGGUAACUUGAUUAUUUAAAGAUAACUCUUUAGUCUAAUUUGAAUCCAAUCAAAAAGAAGGAUUCAGAACACCGCAGAAUGUUCUGUGGAUUGAUGAGUUGAAAGUGGAACCGUUUGGAAGACUGGGGUCCCGUUACAUCUGGCGUAAACCAAACACAGAAUUCAACAAAAAGACAUCAUACCUACGGUGAAGCAUGGUGGUGGAAGUGUGAUGGUGUGGGGAUGCUUAGCUGCUUCAGGGCCUGGGCAACUUGCAAUAAUUGAGGGAAACCUGAAUCCUGCUCUCUAAGAGAAAAUCCUAAAGGAGAAUGUCCGAUCUUCAGUCCAUAAGUUGAAACUCAAGAGCAACUGGAUUCUGCAGCAAGACAAUGAUCCAAAGCAUCGGAGUAAAUCCUAGUCCUAGAAGUAAGUGAUUAGUUUUUCACAUUGGUGAUAGGUGUCGGAUAACUUUUUUUGUUUCAAUAAAAAUUUUUUUUAAAAAACACUAUGGUGUAUAUACUCCGGUUGCCUUUGUUUUAUGUUGUAUUUCAUUUGAAGAUCUAAAACUAUUUAGUAUAAGAUAUAGACAAAAACAGAAAAAAUCAGGAUUCACUGCAAUGUUACAUUUUAUUGCCAAUGAUUUAUAUACACAUUUGAAUGACUGCAGUUUUCAUAGUCACUCAUAACUAUGCAAAAGCCACACAUAGACAAUAACAGUUUGUGUUAAGCGUUACUCCUGUAGAUGUAACUGCUGUACCACCACACAGAAUCAUUCAUCAAAUAAGUAAAGAAUACAACCAUGGGUCUGCUGUUACAGGAAAAUAAUGAACGAUGUGUGGUGUGAUGCAGCCUGGUGGUGUAACAGAGUUACUGUUACUACCCUGGAGUUGAUUAUUUUUGUUUCUCUUAUAUAAACAUUCCUACAGCAAUUUGCCAAUGAUUACAAGUGUUGAUUGUUAAUAGUUAAAUAUAAUAUUAUGGAACGAUCAUGAAAUGAGUUAAAUCAUUUAAAGCUUACAUUACAUGGACCUCAAACAGUUCUUUCCUCACCAUCCUCUCUUUUUUCUAUUGAGAAACGGGACAGCCCGCUGUCCUGAACAUUCUCCCAUGGUGUAAAACUUAAAAGUAAAUAGCUUUACCUCCAUUACAAAGCUCUGACACUGGAAACACUGUCCUAAAUGUUAAACGUUUUACUGAAGCUGCACCAUAUAAAUGAUUUUUUUUUUAUAUAUAUAGAAAAUUUAUUAACACCCUCUGACCAAUCAGAUUUGAGAAUUCAAUAAUAUUAAAUAUUAAUUAAUAAUAUUUCUUUGCACAAAAGCGGUACAAGUUCCUGAAAAAUGUGUCUUUGACAGCGCUCCCUUAUGGAAUCAGGUGCAUCUAAGGAUUAUCCUGAAGGCACUUCCCUCAGAUCCUAUUAGCCCUGUGAUCCCAUUAAGGACAGAAACACUGCAAUUGGCUGGCCAAAGUAAUAACCUCACAUUAAAAAAAAAAAGCAGCCAGUGUCCCUCGUUGUCCUUCAUAUUUUUGAUGUGUAUAUCUCUGGACAUGUUAUCAUUAUAUGUAUGUUAAAAGCCGUGUGACGAUAUGAAAGCAGUUUGCUGGCAUGGUUAGGGUCUGUUUGUCCCUGAGGCAAUGCAAUGAUUAUUUUAAACAGCAGCACAAUGACUAGGGUAACUUCAGCCCUAGCGGAAAAUCCAUUUUAUGCAUUUCUUUGUUGCACAUGUAAUCUGUUUAAGAAGAGAGAGAAAAAAAAAAAACUAUAAUAGUACAGUGUCAACUGACAGAUGUGGUUUCCAAUAGAUUAAUUUGUUAAAUGAUGCUGUAAAAAAACUUGUAAUAUAUUUAACAUGACCAUAUAGUUCUAUGUGCCUCACUCCCAAUGUUCCCGAGAGACUCCCGUUCGCCCAGUGAGGAUUAAUAAAUGAAUAUACAGUAGUUCUAUGUGUAUACUUAUGUUUAGCAUUAAAAAAAAAAAAAAAAAAAUGUAUGGAAGUAGUCUCCUAUGUCAGCACUAUGUAACAGUCAGUAAGUUUCCAGAUAUUGGAAAGUCUUCAGUAUAGAGGAUUUUGUACUUUCUGGUUUCUCAGUAACAUCAUGAGCAGCAUUUUAAAAAAUUAUAUAUAUAUGUAUAUAAUUAAAUUCAAGAGGGAUAGGAAAAAGAGAGAGGCUGAAGAAGGAUGAAACAGUUUACAACUGCUAUAAUGUAAGUGAGGGGAAAUAUGUUUGGAGGAACCCUAUCCAGGGUGUACCCCACCUUGUGCCCGAUGCUCCCUGGGAUAGGCUCCAGGUUCCCCGUGACCCAGUAGGAUAAGCGGUAUGGAAGAUGGAUGUACUAAAUGUAACUACAAACAUAAAAAGCAUAAUGUAUCAUUUAUUACUAAAUUUAAAAAAAAAAAACAUUUACUGGAAAAUAAUGAAAGUUAGGUGGUAUGCAUGUUUCUUUAUCUUGCAUGCUUCAUUAGUCUUCUUGCAAUUGGUCAUGUCCUGCCAGCACUGCGUAUGUCAUGCAUGUAUUUUGCACCAUGGGUCUAUAGGAGAAACUUUAACAUCAUACCAAUCUGUUACUGUUUAUCUUCCUAUAAUAGUACCCCCUGUUAGUGUUUUAUUCCUUACAUACAGAGGAUACAAAAGAGGUUAGAGACAGUUUUUUCUUCACUCACCUGCAUGACUGAAGACAGUUGGAUUCCCUGAGCUUCACAUGUCCAGCUCUCAUCUCAGUGGUAUUUUUAGCUGUGAUUUAGCUGUGUGUGUGUGAGAGAGAGAGAGAGAGAGAGAGAGAGAGAGAGAGAGAGAGAGAGAGAGAGAGAGAGAGAGAGAGAGAGAGAGAGAGAGAGAGAGAGAGAGACAGACAGACAGACAGACAGACAGACAGACAGACAUUACGCUCUGGCUCGGAGCCAAACUGCACACUACUGCAGGUGUGUAACUGUUCAGGCAUACUAUUUAGUAACCUUGGGUAAUAUGCAGGUUUGGACCUAACCCUCCAAUCUCUCACUGUGGGAACAGCAGCAGGGGGUCUUACUGGCUUUUAAGUGGAGCACUGAAACCUGAGGAGCUUUAGUCAUGUCCUCUACCAGAGCUCUGGAGGCAGUGAACAUCCCGUGGAGGAACAACAACUUCAGCCUGCUGAGUAAAGAUGCGCCGCUGUCCGACCAGGGAGACACGAUCAUCGGAGUUUACCUGCUGCUGCUCGGUUGGCUGUCAUGGUUUGGAAACAGUAUAGUGAUCUUUGUCCUGUUUAAGCAGAAGGCGACUCUGCAACCCACAGAUUACCUCACUCUUAACCUGGCCAUAUCAGACGCCAGCAUCUCAGUGUUCGGAUACUCCCGUGGCAUCCUUGAGAUCUUCAACGUGUUUCGGGAUAACGGAUACCUCAUCACAUCAGUGUGGACCUGCCAGGUGGAUGGCUUCUUUACUCUCCUCUUUGGCCUGGGUAGCAUUACCACUUUAAGUGCCAUCAGUGUCACCCGAUACAUAAAGGGAUGUCACCCAAGCAAAGCUCACUGUAUCACAAACAACACUGUAGGUAUGAGUAUCCUGUUUAUAUGGAUUUCAGCUGUAUUCUGGUCUGCAGCUCCACUGGUGGGCUGGGGAAGUUAUAUAGAUCGAGGGUAUGGUACCUGUGAGAUUGACUGGGCCAAAGCAAAUUACUCCACCAUUCACAAAUCCUACAUCAUCACCAUCCUGAUCCUUUGUUUCUUUGUUCCUGUGUUCAUCAUGCUGUUCUGCUACGUGUCCAUCAUCAACACUGUGAAGAGAGGCAACGCCAUGUCAGCAGACGGAGACUUGACUGACCGACAGAGAAAGAUCGAGAGAGAUGUUACUAUAGUUUCAGUAGUCGUCUGUACAGCGUUCGUCCUGGCUUGGUCUCCAUAUGCCGUGGUGUCCAUUUGGUCAGCAUGCGGCUUUCAUGUACCCAGUCUGACCAGCAUCUUCACCCGGCUGUUCGCCAAGUCUGCAAGCUUCUACAACCCACUCAUCUACUUCGGCCUCAGCUACAAAUUUCGCAAAGAUGUUGCUGGGCUCAUGCCAUGCACCCGGCAUCGCAAUGAUCCAGUCAAGCUCAAACGCUACACACACGUGAAGGCCAAAGGAGACGAGCAUCACAGGUACAGAGCUGAAGGACAUUACGAGUGCAUUCCUGCUCACCAACAGGCCAAGAAGGAGCCCCAGGCAAGAGGAAUUAACAUUGUACCCAGCCCUGACUCCGGCUUGUGCAGCCAUCCCCGCACUCCUCCUCCAUUCACCAAGCAGGUGCAUUUCAUUCAGAUGCCCGAAACAUCUGAAUCCCUCGAGUAUGAGUCUGACAGACUGUAGAAUGUGGUGAAUCAAUCUGUAACUAUUCUGUUUGGAAUUUGAAAACACAUGAAAAACAUGACCAGUAGAACUGAAAAGCUAUUUUUGUA